UUUCUGUUGACAGCAGAACCGGUCCCACUGGAUUUGGAGCCCUUGAUGAGAUUCUGUCUGCCACUCCUUCCAUCAGCUAUUUACAUCCGCUGACAAAAUAAAUUGACUACCUUUGUUUUUACCAAUCUCUUAAAUUUCAAAGCUAAUGUGACUGUACUUAAAAAAAUAUCAAUAUUACAAAAUGUAAAAUAAGCUGUAAUUAAGUGUACAUAUCCAAGUGUAAAACCUAAUUAGAUGCCUUUCAAUUCCCCAAUAUGAGCACGCCUUGAUAUGCUCUGCGGAAAUGCCCCCCACCCUUUUCUUGAUACGCUUGGAUGCCUCACUCAGCACACCUCCUUAAACCUUGCAGGUGACCGGAACCUCAUUUCUAUCAAAGUUGGUGAUCUCUUUCGUCCUGACAAUGGAUCCUGGGCAGAAGCUGCCUCCGUCGAAUUCUACCUCCCAGGCCAUGCUAGAAUUUCGAUUCCAACUUAUUGGCCUAUGUUUUGGCUUCUAUGCUUCUGUCUUGCUCUUCUUUCACCUGCUGUCUUCAACACUCUCGCACGUGUACAACACCUUGCAAGCUAAACAGAAGUUCUACUGGAACCAUUUAGCUACCCGUUCAGUGUUCGGCAUCCAGAGUUUAGUAGCUGGUUUAACAGCACUCACUUGGGAUUCUGAGUUCAGCAGAGACAUCAUGAGGGGACAGGAGAACUGGUCGUGGUCCAUGAUCUUCACCACCGCAGGCUACUUUCUCUUUGAGAAUGUAGCAUUUCACACCUACAAUUUGGUGUUUCGGUCAUUUGACCUUGCCCUGGCAAUUCAUCAUUUAUACGCGUUGUCAGUAUUUUUUUGCCUGGCAUUCAUAUCGGAUUCCGGUGGCCACUAUGUGCCAGUCGUGGCUCUCCUGCUGGAGAUGAGCACGCCGUUCAUCUGCAUAUCCUGGAUGCUUCAGAAGGUCGGAUGGGGCAAGAGUCAACUUUGGAAAGCCAACCAAUGGGUGAUGAUCCACACGUUCCAUAUUCGCAUGGUCGUCACCUACUACAUUUGGUGGGUAUGCUUAAGCCACUGGGCAGCAGUCAACAACAACUAUCCCCUGACCUUACGCCUCAUCUUCUAUAUUGGCCUGACUCUGCUCACCGUUAUCAUUAAUCCAUUUUGGACCUACAAGAAGACCAUGCAACUGUUCAACUCUCUUGCCUGGAACUUUGACCAUAAAAUGGAACCUGUAAACAUUACAGGGGAUCAAGCUGAUGUUUCUGUCAAACCCCAUGCAAGCUGAGGAGUAGCAAGGACGUUGCUUUCCCUCAUUUUAUAAAUGGCUUCCUUACAAUUUAAGUUGACUUAAACUGUGAAAUAAAAAAAAAAACGAUUUAUUUUUAGUUUGUGCGAACUCUGCUCGCAUUUACAUGCUUUCCACUUCAUCAUUUGGGUGCUACUUGAUAAAAUGAUUCAACUGGCUUGUUGUAUUGACUUGUUUUUAACGACGUACCUUGCACAAAUGCUUCCUCCUCCACGUCGCUCUGGAAAUACCUCCACAAAAGCCUUGGAAGAAGUGUCUUUUGUCAAAAUUCUUUCAUCUUCAAGUCAUGGCUUCACAUUCGCUGCGCAUUCAGUUGAAUAGAAUAACUAUUAUUAUUUGCGUGCGUGCAUGAAUAACAGUAAAGAUUACAGUAUCAAUUUGCAUGA
Molecule: messenger RNA, 1668 nt
Organism: Hippocampus comes (tiger tail seahorse)
Lineage: Eukaryota; Metazoa; Chordata; Actinopteri; Syngnathiformes; Syngnathidae
Product: protein CLN8-like
Exons: 2
Coding region: 401-1261 (286 amino acids)
Biological process (GO): nervous system development; lipid homeostasis; phospholipid metabolic process
Cellular component (GO): membrane; endoplasmic reticulum
Molecular function (GO): ceramide binding
Source: RefSeq, a predicted model, not a curated record